AUGACUUCGCUUAAUUCGAGUGUCAUCUUUUGGAAUGAAGAGGAAAUUGCACCUCACAGCAUUCUCUUCAUUUCGUCGGGUGCAGUUGGUGACCGACUGCUUUUUUGGCAGUCAACUGCUUCUGUUGGUGACACUCAGAGAACGUGUGGUUCCCACCUCCCCACCACUUGCUCCGUUGUUGUCGGCUCUCCUAUACAGGUUGGGGGUCCGUUUGGGGUGGCUCCCACUCCGGACGGGCAACCGUCCUGCAAGGGUCGUACUUCCGCUACCUGCAGUAGCAACACCCCAAGCGCCCAACGUCACUCCGCCGCUCCAUGUGGCGGAACCGCUCCCACAACGCCUGGAGGCAACAGCAACUCAGGAGGAAAGACAGCAGUGGCCUCAACGGAAAUGAUAAUCGAGGGGGUACCUGUCAGUUCCCUGCUUAGCCUACUACAUCCUUCUACCAAUAAGCUGCAGCACAAAAUCUAUGUUAAGCUGAGCACGAAGGUUUUUGUUGGCGUGGCUUUCAGUUUGACGAAAGCUGUAAUGGAGACUAACGGGAUAUCAGUGGUUAACCAGUCCUCACCCGUGAUCAGUCGAGAAGGUUCGCUGCGUAAUAAAUGCAACUACACCUCGACAACUCCUGAUUCUUUCAUGGAUUUCACAAGUAUUGUUGAUUUUCUUCGUCUUAAAUCGCCCCUCCCUCCACCCAAAUGUGACCGAAAUCAAGUCCACGUCACUCACAAUAGGGGGCCUUUUGUUGGCAGUGGUAAGCAAAGCGGGAAGAUGGUCAACCAAACCGUCUCAAGCUUCGCUAUCGUCUUUGCUCUCAAUGAAACAGCCCCGCCCUGCGUUCAAUCGUAUUACACUGAACUCGCGCGUCUGUCUCGCAACCACUUAGUAAAGAGAACAAAGUUUAAGCUCUUUCGUUUAAAGACAGGGUCUCAAAUGCGUCGUUCUGAACUGUACUGGCAAUACCUGAGCCGCGAACGUGAGAAGAUUUCUGCCAUCCUCGAUCGAUGCGCAGGCAUCAUCAGCAGUGGAGACAGUCGAGUGGACGCCAGGGAACAUGAUGACGAGGAUGACAGCAUCCCCGUCAGCAGCCUUGAUGGUGGAAACAACAAGGGCGACGAAUCCACAGCACCUCUCCUCGUGACAAAGCGAGCUUCACUGGAAGCUCCUGACGACGAUCCUGUCAACUGCGAGAAAAGGCAGUCUGUCGGAGGUUGUGAGGAUCCCUACCAGAUCUACAAACAUAUCGCAAAGCGUUCUCCACUUUGCAAUGAACUCGCUCAAAUUCUUGAACAAGUAGCUUCAAGCGGCCGAGUCAAUGUUAAGGUCCGUUGGUAUUCCGUGUUCUUCUGUCUCCCAUUCAAGGCUUACGCGAUAAUGCCUUUUGGGCUGAAAAUGAUAACCACUCCAAAACCCUGUCGCCCCGCGAUUAGACCAGGAGCUGUUUGGCGCGCUAUGGAGCGACUUCGACCGUACCACACACUGCUGUUAACUACACGAAAGCGCUUUCUCCGCUCAUACACUGAAUCCUUCCCCAUAGACGUAAACCAAUCCCUUGAAAGUUUUGUCCAAGAUCUCUCACCAGUCUCUAGUCUGAGUGCAAUGUCAAGUCGAGGACAUUCCCAAGAGGAAUGUCUUCGUGUGGCACUUUGGCUGGUCUACUAUGGACAUGCAAUUAUAAUCUCGCCCAUUGUUACGAACAGCGCUUAUACCCUGGCACCCCUCUCCCACUUCUGGCUUCAACCAAAGGUCGUCCUACAAUUCGCAGCACAAUUUUCCAAACUUAAUUUUGCUGAGGUUCUUUCGUCCUUUUCCGACUACUACACUCUUCAAGAACACUUUGACGGGGAGUCCUCAGCGCAUUUUUGGAGGGGAUUAACAGUUUCGGAGCGAGUCGAUCUAGUCGCAUGGCUUCUCCGUCGCAGACUUAUUGUACAACACCAUACCUACUUGGUGUCGAUUCUCCCGGGGGCGCCCAAAGAUCAUCCUCAACCGGGUGAUAUCGGAGGCAAGGAUGUCUGCGAGGCCGGUUCAUCUAGUGUAUCGAACAGUUCCACAGAAGCCAUGUUCGUUCGGAUUCAUCAAGGCUGUGGUGGAGCAUUGUUACGGUCAGCAUUGCCAACCGAGACCGACCGACAGCACGUCCUGGACCACUACCGCUCGACUGUCCAGCACUACCCCAAAAUGCUUCACCUCUUUUUGCGUAUCCUUACACAGCUACCGGCUCAUAUGGAAGAGCUAAUGUUUGUUGAGUCGGUGGACAGACAAACUUUAACUAACUGCGUGCAGCUCUUUUCUCCAUUUCUGACCACCUUGCGACUGCCCGAUCCAGUGACAGCUUGUUUUGCCGGUGUAGAAUGGUCUUAUUGA
This is a messenger RNA of Mesocestoides corti, 2364 nucleotides long. The record is from the annotation of a GenBank genome assembly. NCBI's taxonomy places the organism in Eukaryota, Metazoa, Platyhelminthes, Cestoda, Cyclophyllidea, Mesocestoididae.